Dendronephthya gigantea is the source of this 5687-nucleotide messenger RNA. RefSeq names its product splicing factor 3B subunit 1-like. The record is from RefSeq and is a predicted model, not a curated record. The transcript is spliced from 26 exons. Bases 1490 to 5230 code for a protein of 1246 amino acids. Gene Ontology annotation, biological process: spliceosomal complex assembly. Gene Ontology annotation, cellular component: U2-type prespliceosome; catalytic step 2 spliceosome; U12-type spliceosomal complex. Lineage: Eukaryota; Metazoa; Cnidaria; Anthozoa; Malacalcyonacea; Nephtheidae. Gene Ontology annotation, molecular function: mRNA binding.
GAAGAUUGUGUAGGCUAAAUAUGAAUGGUUGUAUUCAUUAGCAAGAAGGCAAAUAGUUGGUGCAGGUUUUAUCCAUUUGUGUCCAUAUAUUUGGAAAGUCAGUUUUAAAAUAUUUAUGCGGACCAGCUUGUUUAUUUUGCCAUUGUUUGAAUGGUGGUAAAAUGAGACAGUCUGUUAAGCCCAGUCAAGCAUCAGUGUUUAAACAGUGCUGAGAAAUUUAAAAGUUCAAUCAAAAUCAAAGUGUUUGUUUAAUGUUUUCUUCAAUCCCAUGGCUGACUAAGCCAAACUAACACAAAUAGAGAGAAAUGUGCUUGUCUAAAAAGGUUUCUUGCUUGUGUUUCUAACCAUGGUUUAAUACUUUAUGUACAUUCUAUUUUGUUGUAUCAUUGACAUAUACAUUACCAACAUACAGACCAAGGGAGGAAGAAAUAUGGUUAAAAUUUGGCAAGCACUUUACAAAUCUAUUGCAAAAUCUAUGCCAGAUUAUUCUAUAUUUUAAUGUGAAUGCAUUUAAAAUCUAGCUAGCUAUUAAAUACUUACCUGAUCAAAACAGACAAAACAUCACAUGAACUCUACUGAUAAAUUUGUAUAAAUUUUUAAGCAAAGUACUCAUUUACCAGACCUUUUUCUUCUAUGUAGUGCUUAUGGUAAGGUAGGUUGCUUUGCGAUAAAGAAAGAACCUGGAUCUUCCAACAACUUGGCAAACUAUGUGAUGAGAAAACUCUCUUUAAACAGCUCUUCAAUGAUUCCACAGCCUGCGAACAAUAAUUUUAUAAUGUCUUCUGUUAGGGGUUUCACACAAAGCCAUUUUAAUUAUAUUUAGAGAUUUUACAGAGCUCAAUCCUUUCUUCUAAUCCAUAGUUUGCAUAUUUCAAAUCCAAAGCUUUUGUAUACCAUACUUGAAAACAAAUGGUUUAUUUUUAAAAUCCAUACCCAAUUAGGAUUUGUCAAAUUAUAUUAUUAUCUAUUGGUGGAAAAAGUUUUGUUUAAACAUGCAAUAGGCACAUUGUUGCUGCAGCAGAAUAUAUUGAAAAUGCUGCAAAGUCUAUGCACAAACAUUUUGGUUUAAAGAAUAUGUUUAAUAACUUAUAAAAGAAUGUGUAAAUUGUUUGUUAGGAAGUUUGAAAAUGUGUCUCGAGGGAGAAAAAUUUGUUUGCAAACAAAAUUUGCCAGAAAGGGAGAUAUUCCUUCCCCAGUUACUGGUAGACUGAUAUGUAAAUGAUAAUUUAUUAGAAAUCUUCUCACUAGUUGAUUAACAUGGACGUGGAAUGGCUGUGGAGCUCUUCAAGUCUCAUCAAGUAACUCUGCUCUGCUGGGUUCGUGUUAGCAGCGAAAUACCAAUGUUGUCUCCAUUUAUGAAUUAGCAAUACUUGUGUUGAAAUUACUCUUAGCAGGACAUUGUAAAAACCUUUGUACUCAGAAUCUAACAACUUCGAGUUUUGGGAAAAAUGGAACUUAACGAUAUUAACAUGAAGAUACAUGUUUACGUAUGAAUUUUUGGAAAGUUGUCGGAAUCAUAAGAUUUUGGUGCAAAUUUUACAUUGUCCAAACCUCAAUGAUGUGUCCCCACUGCCCCCCCCCCUCGUCGCUGUUAAAUAUACUAAUUUCUGGUGUCUUGUGUAGAGUGUGUUUUUAUGCUAUGAGUCUAAAGACACCAGACCCGUCUCAGAGGUUAGGAAGAAGCUAUGCAGAGAUCUUAAUGGAUCAACGAUUAAGAAAAGAGGAGGUUGAAACCAGGAAAGAAAUUAUGGAGAAGGCUAAAUCUGGAGAACUUCAAGUUCAACCUCAACCAAAACCAGCUGCCGAGAAGAAAAGACGUCGUUGGGAUCAACAAGGUGGUGAUGAUCCUCCAGCAACAAAGAAGAAAACUUGGGAUCAGAGCGAGGUAGCGACACCGUCUGCCAGUCGGUGGGAUGAAACUCCGGGUCGACCUAAGGGUGGUGAAACACCGGGUGGGGGCACACGAUGGGAUGAAACACCCGGGCGUGCCAAAGGAAGUGAGACACCAGGGGGGAGUACAACGCCACAUAAAGGUUCCGAGACUCCGGGUGCUACACCUAGUGCACGAAUGUGGGAAGCCACGCCAAGUCACGCCACUCCUGGCUCAGCAACACCUGGUAGUAUGACUCCUGGACAUUCAACACCAGGUUUAUCAACACGUCGUAAUAGAUGGGAUGAAACACCAAAGACAGACCGUGGUACUCCUGGGCAUACAACACCUGGCCAAUCUACACCAGGCUGGGCAGAGACACCAAGAACAGAUCGCACCGGCGCACAAACACCAGGGGCAACACCUACUCCUGGGAGUAAAAGACGAUCAAGAUGGGACGAAACACCAUCAACCCAGAUGGGUGGGGGGACACCUAUGAUUGGUACUAGUGGAGUUACACCUGCAGGAACAAAAGCCAUGCAAAUGUCCACACCAACACCAGGUCAAAUGAUUCCAAUGACCCCUGACCAGAGGCAAGCAUUCAGAUGGGAAAGAGAGAUUGAUGAAAGGAACAGACCAUUGACAGAUGAUGAAUUAGACGCUAUUAUGCCUAAGGAAGGAUACAAGGUAUUGGAUCCACCGCCUGGAUAUCAACCUCUCCGUACUCCGUCACGUAAACUAACUGCGACGCCCACGCCGAUGGGUUUCAGCGGUUUUACUAUGCAAACGGAGGACAGAAAUGCCAAACUUGUGGAAGAUCAACCUCCUGGAAAUCUUCCUUAUCUUAAACCAGACGACGUUCAGUAUUUUGACAAACUUUUGGUUGAUGUUGACGAAAGUACGUUGAGUGCUGAAGAACAGAAGGAAAGAAAGAUCAUGAAAUUGCUACUGAAAAUUAAGAAUGGGACGCCUCCUAUGAGGAAGGCUGCUUUAAGACAAGUGACUGACAAAGCUCGUGAAUUUGGGGCUGGUCCAUUGUUUAAUCAGAUUCUACCUUUGUUGAUGUCACCAACUUUAGAAGAUCAGGAACGUCAUUUAUUGGUUAAAGUUAUUGAUCGCAUUCUUUAUAAACUGGAUGACUUGGUUCGACCUUUUGUACACAAGAUUCUCGUCGUAAUCGAACCUUUACUUAUUGAUGAAGAUUACUACGCCCGAGUGGAAGGGCGGGAAAUCAUUUCAAACUUGGCGAAGGCAGCAGGUUUGGCGACUAUGAUUUCAACAAUGAGACCUGAUAUUGAUAACAUUGAUGAAUACGUUCGUAAUACAACAGCCAGAGCUUUCGCCGUGGUAGCUUCAGCCUUGGGCAUUCCGUCUUUACUGCCAUUCCUUAAGGCCGUCUGUCGUAGCAAGAAAUCAUGGCAGGCACGUCAUACUGGUAUUAAGAUCGUUCAGCAAAUUGCUAUAUUGAUGGGUUGUGCCAUACUUCCUCAUCUACGUAGUCUUGUUGAGAUUAUCGAACAUGGACUCGUCGAUGAACAACAGAAAGUGCGAACAAUUACAGCUCUUGCUUUGGCCGCUUUGGCUGAAGCAGCAACACCAUACGGUAUCGAGUCAUUUGACAGCGUCCUCAAACCUUUAUGGAAAGGUAUUAGACAGCACAGAGGAAAGGGUUUGGCUGCUUUCCUUAAGGCCAUUGGUUAUCUUAUACCGCUGAUGGACGCAGAAUAUGCAAACUACUAUACCAGAGAAGUAAUGUUGAUUUUGAUUCGAGAGUUCCAGUCUCCUGAUGAAGAAAUGAAGAAAAUUGUAUUGAAGGUAGUGAAGCAAUGUUGUGCAACGGAUGGUGUUGAACCACAGUACAUCAAGGACGAAAUUUUACCGGAAUUCUUCAAACAUUUCUGGCAACAUCGUAUGGCUUUAGAUCGACGGAAUUACAAACAAUUGGUGGACACAACGGUAGAGCUGGCAAACAAAGUUGGUGCUUCAGAUAUUAUUGGCAGAGUUGUUGAUGAUUUGAAGGAUGAAAAUGAACAAUACAGAAAAAUGGUCAUGGAGACCAUCGAAAAGAUCAUGGGUAAUCUCGGUGCAUCAGAUAUUGAUUCUCGUCUGGAAGAACAGUUGAUUGAUGGUAUUCUGUACGCGUUUCAAGAACAGACUCAGGAGGAUAUUGUCAUGUUGAACGGAUUUGGAACUGUUGUAAACGCUUUGGGUAAACGUGUCAAAGCUUAUCUUCCCCAGAUUUGUGGUACAGUGUUAUGGCGUCUGAAUAACAAGUCCGCAAAAGUUCGUCAACAAGCCGCGGAUCUCAUAUCACGUAUUGCACAAGUCAUGAUGACGUGUGGUGAGGAGAAAUUAUUGGGCCAUUUGGGUGUUGUAUUAUACGAGUACCUUGGUGAGGAGUAUCCUGAAGUCUUAGGAAGCAUACUUGGCGCUAUCAAGGCGAUUGUGAACGUUAUUGGCAUGAAUAAGAUGCAACCACCAAUCAAGGAUUUAUUGCCAAGAUUAACUCCUAUAUUGAAAAACAGACAUGAAAAAGUUCAAGAGAAUUGCAUCGAUUUGGUUGGUCGUAUUGCUGAUCGAGGAGCAGAACACGUCAGUGCAAGAGAAUGGAUGAGGAUCUGUUUUGAGCUGCUGGAAUUAUUGAAAGCGCAUAAAAAGGCAAUUCGUCGAGCUGCUGUGAACACGUUUGGAUACAUUGCCAAGGCUAUUGGACCUCAAGAUGUAUUGGCCACAUUAUUAAAUAACCUGAAAGUGCAAGAACGUCAAAAUCGUGUUUGUACCACAGUUGCCAUUGCUAUUGUUGCUGAAACAUGUUCACCGUUCACUGUGUUACCUGCGUUGAUGAAUGAAUACAGAGUGCCUGAAUUGAAUGUUCAAAAUGGUGUCCUUAAAUCAUUGUCGUUCCUGUUUGAAUACAUUGGUGAGAUGGGGAAAGAUUAUAUCUAUGCUGUUACGCCACUUUUGGAAGAUGCGUUAAUGGAUAGAGACUUGGUACACAGACAAACAGCCUGUUCAGCAAUCAAACAUAUGUCAUUGGGAGUUUUUGGGUUUGGUUGUGAAGAUGCGCUUGCUCACUUGCUAAAUUAUGUUUGGCCAAAUAUCUUUGAAACAUCGCCUCAUGUUAUAAACGCUGUGACUGAAGCAAUUGAAGGAAUGAGGGUGGCACUAGGUGCCCCGAAAGUACUGCAAUAUACACUGCAGGGUCUUUUUCAUCCCGCUCGUAAAGUUCGUGAUGUCUACUGGAAGAUCUACAACACACUCUAUAUUGGUGCCCAGGAUUCUCUUGUUGCUGGUUACCCUACUGUCGCUGAUGACGACAAACAUACGUUCGCAAGAGGAGAAUUAAUGUACUUCUUAUAGAUGCAUCAAAGAAACAAUGUAAAAAGUAAAUGAUAUUGCCAAGAUCAAAGUUGCAUGUAAUCCAUGAAAGGGAGCAAUUUUUAAUAAACUAAGAUUUUAAAACCCGAUGUUCUUGCAGUGUUCACAUGUAGAGUAGUCUAAAAUUUCUUGUGUUCAUUUAUAAGAAUUUAAGUGGACAAGUGCACUACAUACAUGACACUGUGUGAAAAUAUUGGUAAUAUUGAAAUGUAGGUUUGUUCCUAGCAUGUUGUUGCUCAAGAUAACUAUAUUUUAACGUCUUAACGUGCAAUGGAUGCUCCCUUUGACGUGGACGUAACUUCAGUAUCAUUUUAUACAAAUUUUUCCUAUUUCGCGAUGUGCUUAUACUGCAGGUUAUAAUCCAGACAGGUGUUUCCGUGUAAUAUUUGCAUAGUAUAUCCGUAUGUUCUUGAAAGUUGUAUCCAUAGUUUUGAUCCAU